AUGUCAGACACCUACUUGGUUGCGGCGAGCGGGCUCGCCGUCUGCUUCUUCGUGCUGUACCUCUUGAGACCCAAGACUGCUCUGCCUCCCGGUCCCCCCAAGCUGCCCUUGAUCGGAAACCUCCACCAGCUCGGCAAAAAGCCCAUGUACGAGCGCUGCCAGGAAUGGCACCGCCAAUUUGGCAAGCUGAUCUCCCUGAAACUCGGAUUCGACAACGUCGUGGUCAUUGGUAGCUCGCAGAUUGCCCGAGACCUCCUGGAUAAAAAGGGCGCCAUGUACAGCUCGCGGCCCAAGUUCGUCAUGGCCCACGAGAACGUGACCAAGGGCUUCCACACGGCGACACUUCCUUACGGGCCCCGAUGGCGUCUACACAAUCGCAUGCAACUGUCCGUCCUGAACAAGCGCAUCGUCACCCGGUGCCGACAGGUGCAGGAAUUCGAGAGUCUGCAGCUCAUCCACGAGCUCCUCUUCACCAACGACUUCCACCCGCGCUUCCAGCGCUGGGCCAACAGUCUGCAGACGGGUCUGGGCUACGGACAGCGCCUGGCCAAGGGAGACGAGUGCAAUAUCCACGAAAUGGAGCACAUCAGCCGCGUGUUCCGUGAAAUCUUCGCAACAGGCACUUGGCUCGUCGAUCUCUUCCCGGCCCUCAACCACCUCCCGCCUCUCCUCGCGCCCUGGAAGGGUGUCGCCGAGCAGCACUACAACCGCACGAUCGAGCUCUUCCAGCUAAACACCGCCGCUGCCCUGAGCAAGACCUCGUGGAACUGGACCAAGAAGAUCCGCAGCCUCACCGAGUCGCAGGGCCUGCCUCCGGAUGAGGUCAACUUCCUCGUGGGCGUCAUGGCCGAAGCCGGCGGCGACACGACGGGCGUUGUGCUCGACAUGUUCACCCUCGCGGCCGCCCUCCACCCAGAGAAGAUGGCCAUCGCACAAAAGGAAAUCGACACGGUCGUCGGAACAGACCGCCUCCCCAACUUUGGCGACGUCGACAAGCUCCCCUACCUCGCUGCCCUGAUCAAAGAGUGCCUCCGCUGGCACCCGGCCGCCCCCUUUGGUCUCCCGCACUCGGUCAUGCAGGACGAUACCUACGACGGGUACCACAUCCCCGCGGGCACAACCAUCAUCGCAUCCCAGUGGUCCAUCAACUUUGACCCGGAGACAUUCCCCAACCCCUACGAGUUCCGACCAGAGCGAUACCUCGAGAACCCAGAUCUCCCCAUCAGCUCGUUCGGGUUCGGACGUCGCGCUUGCCCCGGGCGCUACUUCGCCAUGGACUCGCUCUUCAUCUCCAUCUCGCGGGUCCUGUGGACUUUCAACAUCCGUCCUAUCAAGCAGGGCAAGGAUGACCCGCCCAUGCCGGCGUGGGAGUUUGUCAUGGACGGUGCGCUGCUGAGGCCCGCGCCUUUCAAGGCCCUGUUCUCGGCGCGCGAUAUCCACCGUCAGCGGUUUGUCAUCAAGGAGUGGGCGGCUGCUGAGAAGAGUGUGGAUGUGGAGGCACUCUACGACGCUAUUGAGCCUGCGGGUGGGGACUUUAGCGCCCAAGAGAAGGAGGAGCCGGUUCUUGUUGCGUAGGCUGGAGAUUGGUGGAUGGUGGUGGAAGCUUGGAGCAGGCAUCCUGGUUGAACUCUGUGGGGCUUUGGUUUUUUUUCUUCUGCUUAGUACUAGAACAUGCUGUCGCUUGCUUCAAAGUUGGAUAUGUCAAUUAUUGCCUCUGCCUGUUUCGUUAGAGAAGAAUAUCACAUCUGCGCUGUUGGACC
This is a messenger RNA of Aspergillus calidoustus, 1760 nucleotides long. The record is from the annotation of a GenBank genome assembly. NCBI's taxonomy places the organism in Eukaryota, Fungi, Ascomycota, Eurotiomycetes, Eurotiales, Aspergillaceae.